Messenger RNA from Gracilinanus agilis (Agile Gracile Mouse Opossum), 5903 nucleotides. It is a transcript of the gene PHLPP1, whose product is annotated as PH domain and leucine rich repeat protein phosphatase 1. The record is from RefSeq and is a predicted model, not a curated record. NCBI's taxonomy places the organism in Eukaryota, Metazoa, Chordata, Mammalia, Didelphimorphia, Didelphidae. Gene Ontology annotation, molecular function: protein binding. The coding region runs from base 1 to 5457 and encodes 1818 amino acids. The transcript has 18 exons.
AUGGAGCCCGCCGCCGCGGCCACGGUGCAACGACUCCCGGAGACCAGCAGGGAGGACCGGGCUCCGGCUCCGGCGGCCGCAGCGGCUGCGGCGGCGGCAGCGGCUGCGGCGGCGGCCGCGGCAGCUCUAGCGGCNGCGGCGGCGGCGGGGGGCGGUGGCCGGAGUCCGGAGAGCCCCCUGCCUCCGGGGACUCCGAACGUGCUAUUCCUUCAGAGCGGCGGGGCCGGGGAGGAGGCCCCCGCCGGGCCGUUGCCGGGCAAAGCUGGGGGCACGGUGCGGAGGAGGAGGAGAGGGGCGCCCCUGCUUGCGGCCAACGGGGUUCCCCCGGCCCCCGGGGCGGGCAGCGGCGCUAACUCCUUGCUCCUCCGGAGAGGGCGGCUGAAGAGGAAUCUGUCCGCCGCCGCCACCUCUUCCUCCUCCUCCUCCUCCUCUUCUUCCUCGGCUGCCGCCGCCGCCACCCACUCCUCCAGCGCCGCCAGCCUGGCCGCCUCUUGCUCGGCCUCAGCGUCGCUGUGCACCCGGAGCCUGGACAGGAAGACGCUGCUGUUGAAGCAUCGACAGAUGAUGCAGCUGCAGCCGUCCGACCGGGACUGGGUGAGGCACCAACUGCAGCGGGGCUGCGUUCACGUCUUCGACCGACACAUGGCCUCGACUUACCUGCGCCCGGUGCUCUGCACGCUGGACACCACGGCAGGCGAGGUGGCGGCCCGUCUGCUGCAGCUGGGGCACAAAGGCGGAGGCGGCGGCGGCGUGGUGAUGAAGGUUCUGGGCAAGGGGCCCUCGCCUUCAGCCCAGCUCCAGCCGCAACCGGGGCCCGGGCAGCGCUGGGUGGGACCUGCUCUGGACGCCCCGGUGGCGGGUCAUGGGGGCGAUCCCUCCGGCAUUUGCGGGGGGCUAGUGGCCCGAGGCCCGGACACCAUCAGCUCUGGGCUCGGGUUGACAGCACCUGAAGAUGGGCCAGGGGAGCAGCAGACGAGGAAAAAUGGGCUGGGGGAGCCGGGGGAGCCUGCCGUCGGUGGGAAACCGCGCACGCCCCCGGGGGAUCUACAGCUCCGGAGCGGUACGGGGAGAUUUGUGGGAUGUCUGACCCACACCAGCCCCGCUUCGGACUUCAGCCCCAGCGAUCUGUACGCUGGGGUCCCCGGCUCCCUGUUGGGUGACCUGCGGCCGGUGGACGGCGUGGUAGGAGGCCCGGCCUCGGACACCGAGAGUUUUAGCCUGAGCCCCAGCGCAGAGAGCGUGUCCGACCGGCUGGACCCCUACAGCAGCGGCGGCGGCGGCGGCAGCGGCAGCUCCUCUUCUUCCGAGGAGCUGGAGGCCGAUUCUGUCCCAGUCCCUGCCCUUGCUUCUGCUCCUACUCCAGCCCCCCCGGCCCCUGCCCCGGCACUGACGGAGGGGUCGGGCCUUGUCCAUCAACCUGGCGGCUCAGCUUCGCCUCGGGCCGGCGGGCCGGAAUCAGAGAACCCCGGCGAUUUCCCGCCACUACAUCCUUCACUUGCUGCCCCGGCCCAGUCGCCACCGAAAUCCCCGAAGGGGGUGGACAGCCGGGAUGGGGUCUCCCAGGAUGGGCCUCUGGAGAAGGCGACUGCAGGAGGAAUUAGUGGAGAGGGAAAGCUGUCGCCGCCUGGGCACGGAGGAGCAGCGGAUAAAACCGCCCCGAUGCCCACCCUAUAUGUGCAGUUUCACGGAGAGACUACCCGUCGACUGGAGGCACACGAGAAGCCACUGCAGAUUCAAAAUGACUACCUCUUCCAACUGGGAUUUAGGGAGCUGUGGAGGGUGCAGGAGGAGGGCAUGGAUUCGGAGAUUGGGUGCCUCAUCCGCUUCUAUGCAGGAAAGCCUCACAGCACUGGUAGCUCCGAACGGAUUCAGCUCUCAGGAAUGUACAAUGUGCGAAAAGGGAAAAUGCAGCUACCAGUGAACCGAUGGACAAGACGCCAAGUUAUCCUGUGUGGAACAUGCCUGAUUGUGUCAUCCGUGAAAGACAGCUUGACUGGAAAGAUGCAUGUUCUCCCACUAAUCGGUGGAAAAGUUGAAGAAGUAAAGAAGCACCAGCACUGUUUGGCCUUCAGUUCUUCUGGACCUCAAAGCCAGACCUAUUACAUUUGUUUUGAUACUUUUACAGAAUACUUAAGGUGGCUUCGACAAGUAUCCAAGGUUGCUUCACAGCGUAUCAGCUCAGUGGACCUUUCAUGCUGUAGCCUGGAACAUCUGCCUGCCAACCUCUUCUAUAGCCAAGACCUCACUCAUCUCAAUUUAAAGCAAAACUUCCUAAGGCAAAAUCCCAGUUCACCAUCUAGCAGAGGACUUGGUGAACUCAAAAGGUUUACCAAGUUGAAGAGCCUUAAUCUUUCCAAUAACCAUCUCGGAGAUUUCCCUCUGGCAGUAUGCAAUAUCCCAACCUUGACAGAGCUGAACAUGUCAUGCAAUGCCCUCAGAACUGUUCCAGCAGCAGCAGGAGAUAUGCACAACUUGCAGACAUUUUUGUUGGAUGGUAACUAUCUUCAGUCCCUUCCUGCUGAGUUGGAGAAUAUGCAGCAGCUCAGUUACCUAGGACUCUCCUUCAAUGAAUUUACAGACAUUCCAAAGGUUUUGGAGAAACUGACUGCUGUGGAUAAACUUUGUAUGUCUGGAAACUGUAUGGAAACCCUCAACCUGCAGACUUUAAGAAAAAUGCCACACAUUAAGCAUGUGGAUUUAAGAUUGAAUGUCAUUAGGAAACUGGUGGUGCAGGAGGUGGACUUCCUUCCCCAUGUCACUCAACUAGACCUUCGAGACAAUAAACUUGAAGAUCUGGAUUCGACUGUUUUCAACAAUAUUGAAGUCCUGCAUUGUGAAAGGAACCAGUUGGUGACACUGAAUGUUUGUGGCUAUUUGCUAAAAGCAUUAUAUGCCUCUUCAAAUGAACUUGUGCAACUUGAUGUUUACCCAGUUCCAAAUCAUCUGACAUUCAUGGAUGUUUCUAGAAACCAUCUAGAAAGUGUACCCGAGUGGAUAUGUGAGAGUCGCAAGCUAGAAGUGUUGGACAUCGGUCAUAACCAGAUCCGUGAACUCCCUGCACGCUUGUUUUAUAAUAGUAGUCUUCGUAAACUGCUGGUAGGGCAUAACCAGCUAACCAGGCUCCCAGAAAGACUAGAAAGAACCCAAGUAGAGGUCCUGGAUGUUCAGCACAACCAGCUUAUUGAGCUACCACCUAAUCUCCUGAUGAAGGCUGACAGCUUGAGGUUCCUGAAUGCAUCUGCCAACAAGCUGGAAACUAUUCCUCCAGCCACACUUUCAGAAGAGACAAGCAGCAUCUUGCAGGAGUUGUAUUUGACUAACAACCACCUCACUGACAAGUGUGUGCCCUUGUUAAUAGGACACCCUCACUUGAAGAUUCUACAUAUGGCCUAUAAUCGGCUUCAGAGCUUUCCAGCAAGUAAAAUGGCCAAACUAGAGGAGCUGGAGGAAAUCGAUAUCAGUGGGAACAAACUGAAAGCCAUUCCAACUACCAUCAUGAACUGCCGGAGGAUGCACACUGUAAUUGCUCACUCAAAUUGUAUUGAGGUCUUCCCUGAAGUCAUGCAGCUAACAGAAAUCAAGUGUGUGGACCUGAGCUGUAAUGAGCUGAGUGAAGUCACGUUACCCGAAAACCUGCCUUCAAAGUUACAAGAACUAGACCUGACUGGAAACCCUCGACUUGCCCUGGAUCACAAAACCCUGGAGCUGUUGAAUAAUAUCCGAUGUUUUAAGAUAGAUCAGCCUUCUGCCGGUGAUGCUUCAGGAGCCCCAGCUGUAUGGAGCCAUGGCUACACGGAAGCCUCCGGUGUAAAGAAUAAGUUGUGUGUUGCAGCCCUGUCAGCAAAUAACUUUUGUGACAACCGAGAAGCUUUAUAUGGAGUCUUUGAUGGUGACCGCAAUGUCGAGGUGCCAUACCUCCUUCAGUGCACCAUGAGUGACAUUCUGGCAGAAGAGCUACAGAAAACAAAAAAUGAAGAAGAGUAUAUGGUCAACACCUUCAUCGUCAUGCAGAGGAAACUGGGAACUGCUGGUCAAAAACUCGGAGGUUCAGCUGUCCUGUGUCAUAUAAAACAUGAUCCUAUGGACCCAGGAGGAUAUUUCACCCUGACCUCCGCGAACGUGGGCAAGUGCCAAACAGUUCUGUGCCGGAAUGGGAAGCCUCUGCCUCUGUCGAAGUCGUACAUCAUGAGCUGUGAGGAGGAGCUGAAGAGAAUCAAGCAGCACAAAGCCAUCAUCACCGAGGAUGGCAAGGUGAAUGGAGUGACCGAGUCCACCCGGAUUUUGGGCUACACCUUCCUGCACCCCAGUGUGGUUCCCCGUCCCCACGUGCAGUCGGUGACGCUGACCCCGCAGGACGAGUUCUUCAUCUUGGGCAGCAAAGGGCUGUGGGACAGCCUGUCCAUUGAAGAGGCGGUGGAGGCCGUGCGGAACGUGCCGGACGCCCUGGCGGCAGCCAAGAAGCUGUGCACCCUGGCCCAGAGCUACGGCUGCAACGACAGCAUCAGCGCCGUGGUGGUGCAGCUCAAUGUCACGGAGGACAGCUUCUGCUGCUGCGAGCUGGGCGCGGGCGGCGUGCCCCCACCCAGCCCCGGCAUCUUCCCUCCCUCCGUCAACGUGGUGAUCAAGGACCGGCCCCCCGACGGGCUCGGGGUGCCCUCGUCCAGCAGCGGCAUGGCCUCUGAGAUCAGCAGCGAGAUCUCCACGUCCGAGAUGAGCAGUGAGGUGGGCUCCACAGCCUCGGACGAGCCCCCGCCGGGGGCGCUGAGCGAGAGCGGCCCCGGCUACCCCGGCGAGCAGCGCUGCAUGCUGCACCCCGUGUGCCUGUCGAGCGCCUUCCAGCGCCAGCUCUCUAGCGCCACCUUCUCCAGUGCCUUCUCUGACAACGGCCUCGACAGUGACGACGAGGAGCCCAUCGAGGGCGUCUUCACCAACGGCAGCAGGGUGGAGGUGGAGGUGGACAUUCACUGUGGCCAGGCCAAGGAGAAAGAGAGGCAGCGGCAGCAGCCGCUCCAGGCGCCGGCCGAGGCCAGCGACGAAGGCAUCGUGAUCAGUGCCAACGAGGACGAGGUGGGCCCGCCCAGGAAGCCCGACUUCUCGGCCACCGGGACCAUCGGGCGCAGGAGGGGCAACGGCUCCGUGGCGCCCCUGGAGCGGAGCCACAACGUGAUCGAGGUGGCUGCAGACGCGCCCCUCCGCAAGACAGGCGGCUACUUCGCCGCCCCCGCCCAGCCUGACCCAGACGAUCAGUUCAUCAUCCCUCCGGAGCUGGAAGAGGAGGUCAAAGAAAUCAUGAAGCACCACCAGGAGCAGCAGCAGCAGCAGCAGCAGCAGCAGCAGCAGCAGCACCAACAACAGCAGCAGCAACAGCAGCAGCAGCAGCAGCAGCAGCAGCAGCAGCAGCAGCACAGGCAGUAUCAGAUGGACCAGCUGCCAGACUAUUAUGAUACACCACUAUGACCCAGUGCAAGUACUGUUAAAAAAAUAAUAAUAAUAAACUAACCAGAAAAGACUGAAUUGCAAGAGUCUCCCAGGCUCACAUUAAACCAGGGGUUCUACUCCACUCUCCUCCCUUCCUCUCUCCCCAACUCCCCAGUUUGCCUUUGCAGCUAAUCUGUAGGUUCUCUCCUUUGCUAUUUUUUAAUAAUCACCAUGUUUCUUCUAGUGACACUUUACCAAUAUGAUUUUAAUUGGUUAACUCUUCCUUUCCCCGCUCCCUUAAAAUAUCAGAAGUGUAAAGACAAAGAACAAAAGGUUUAAUAUAUUGCAGAGAAACAUAAUGAUGAUGUAAUAUUUUUUAAAAAUGGCUUUUUUGUUGUUGUUGUUUGUUUGUUUGGAAGACAGGGCAGACUGCCAGUGCUCAAUGAUUCAGUAAUAUUGUAAUACUGUAUUUCUUUGGGGGGGAG